CCCCCUUACCACACCCCUAUCUCCCUGCUCUUUCCACCCAUUUGUCCUUUCUUCAAGUACCAUGGAUUUAGUGGAAGGAAAGAGAUACGCCCUCCUCUUAGCCGCCAAGGACUCCGACUACGUCAAUAAGGUGUACGACGGCUACUUCAAUGUCUUCUUACAAGCCUUUCGAGAAGAAGGUGAGAACUGGGAUUUGUUCAGGGUGGUGGAAGGACAGUUUCCAAAUAUAGAAGAUCUCCACAAGUACGACGGCUUCGUGAUCAGUGGUAGCCCCCACGAUGCCUAUGCAAACGACCUUUGGAUCUUAAGACUUUGCUUUCUACUCCAAACCUUGGAUGCAACGCAAAAGAGAGUUCUAGGGAUAUGCUUUGGCCACCAAGUGCUAUGCCGGGCAUUAGGCGGUCGGGUUGGGAAGGCUUACAAGGGUUGGGACAUUGGGAUUAAGAAGGUGAUCAUGGUGGAGGACCUGCCUCAACAUAGAUUCUUCGACAGGUUAGAGGAGAUUCCUCCAUAUGCUUCUAUCAUCCAAUGCCACCAAGAUGAGGUGUUGGAGGUGCCACUUGGUGCUGAGGUGAUUGCCUCCUCAGAGAAGACUGGCGUGGAGAUUUUCUGUCUUGGGGACCAUAUACUGGGCAUCCAAGGGCAUCCUGAGUACACAAAAGAUAUAUUGUGCAAUCUCAUUGAUCGUCUUCUUUGCAGCGACUCCAUUGAUAGAGCUUUUGCCAAUGAGGCCAAGGCAGCAGUGGAGGCUGCUGAACCUGAUAGGAAGUUUUGGGAGAAGAUGUGCAAAGGCUUCCUCAAGGGAAGAUAGAGAGAUGGACUCUCUUAUUUUCCUUUUUAGAAACAUCAAACUCUCUCUUGUCGUGACUUAUAUGAUUUCAGGAUACUGUAUUUAGCUUCUUUA
Elaeis guineensis (African oil palm) is the source of this 904-nucleotide messenger RNA. RefSeq names its product gamma-glutamyl peptidase 3-like. Lineage: Eukaryota; Viridiplantae; Streptophyta; Magnoliopsida; Arecales; Arecaceae. The record is from RefSeq and is a predicted model, not a curated record. Gene Ontology annotation, cellular component: cytosol.